AUGGCGCCACCCUCAAAGCUCGCGGUUGCAACCGGCUCUGUCACGCGAUUGGUCAAGGAGGAAACUAGCUACCACAAGGAGCUCGUGCAGCAGGAGGAGCGCAUCAAGAAGCUCGAGGCCAGCGAAGGCGAUGAGAACAAGGAGUAUACGCUAAGGCAGGAGAAGCAAGCAUUACAAGAGACGCAGAAUGUCUUCCCUACUGUUCGAACGAGGAUCGAGCAGGCAGUUGAGAGGCUCGAGGGCGAGCUCAACAGUAAGGACGCCGAUGGUAAUGCAGAGGAGAUCAAGAAGGCAGAAGACGCAAUUGCAGCAGGAAAGAAGGUCAUUGCUGAGGCAUCAUGA
Macroventuria anomochaeta is the source of this 342-nucleotide messenger RNA. Its product is annotated as tubulin binding cofactor A. The transcript has 3 exons. Gene Ontology annotation, molecular function: beta-tubulin binding. Gene Ontology annotation, biological process: post-chaperonin tubulin folding pathway; tubulin complex assembly. Bases 1 to 342 code for a protein of 113 amino acids. Gene Ontology annotation, cellular component: cytosol; microtubule cytoskeleton. The record is from RefSeq and is a predicted model, not a curated record. Lineage: Eukaryota; Fungi; Ascomycota; Dothideomycetes; Pleosporales; Didymellaceae.